Monosiga brevicollis MX1 is the source of this 792-nucleotide messenger RNA. RefSeq lists its product as uncharacterized. The transcript has a single exon. Bases 1 to 792 code for a protein of 263 amino acids. Lineage: Eukaryota; Choanoflagellata; Craspedida; Salpingoecidae. The record is from RefSeq and is a predicted model, not a curated record.
AUGGCUCUCGAUUCGGCCUUUGCUGAUUUGGCGGAGCGCCUCAAAGGAAUAAAUCUGGAUUCCGAAACGACCGCGUUGGUGCUGACUAGCUUUCUCAAGGAGCGACAAGCACAAGCAGAGCGGGAGGAGCGACAAGCAGCAGAGCGGGAGAAGCGACAAGCAGAGCGGGAGGAGCGACAAGCACAAGCAGAGCGGGAGCGACGACAAGCAGAGCGGGAGGAGCGACAAGCACAAGCAGAGCGGGAGGAGCGACAAGCACAAGCAGAGCGGGAGCAGAGCGGGAGCGGGAGCGGGAGGAGCGAAACGCAGUGGUUGGUUGAUCAGGUUUUCCCGCCGCCCCUCGUGUCCACAAACGGCUGUCUAACAACGCAAAUGUCUGGAACGAAGGACUCACAGCGUACCCUCACUUUGUUUAUGGCUUGUCAGCUCGAGUGCCUCGUGCAAGAUUUUGCGCCUCCUCAAGGCUAUAACCUCGUGAAGCAUCUAGCAAGCAUGUCGGUCGACGACGUUUCCUUUUUGUACACUCUCUGCAAGAAAAACCGUCUUACUUGCGACCAGCUUGAAAACUAUGUGCACAUUCCUGGUAAAGCAUCGCUCGCUGGCUUGGCGCGGGACAGGCGACGGCUGUUUCCCGCCUGCCCUGUGCGCAUGGACGUGCUCAAGCUUACUUGUGGUGCCUUGGGACCGUCAAUAAUUCUUAGAACACAAGUGGACCCCGAAGGGAGCCUCGUUGCCCUCGAACGUGGAGGCCAAAGUGCCCACGAUGUCACCCUCAAACACCCCGAAAAUUAG